Molecule: messenger RNA, 5379 nt
Organism: Artibeus jamaicensis (Jamaican fruit-eating bat)
Lineage: Eukaryota; Metazoa; Chordata; Mammalia; Chiroptera; Phyllostomidae
Gene: SUCO
Product: SUN domain containing ossification factor
Exons: 24
Coding region: 85-3909 (1274 amino acids)
Biological process (GO): protein folding in endoplasmic reticulum; regulation of bone remodeling
Cellular component (GO): cytoplasm; membrane
Source: RefSeq, a predicted model, not a curated record
CUCCGGCUCCUCCAUCUUGGCCUCGGCAGUGGCGGCUGCCGGGAGGAUGUGCCGCCUUCUGGCCGGGGGAAGAAGGAGGAAAAGAUGAAGAAGUACCAGCGGGCCUUGGCCCUGGUCUCCUGCCUCUCUCUGUGCUCCCUGGUGUGGCUUCCCAGUUGGCGUGUGUGCUGUAAAGAGAGUUCUUCAGCUUCAUCGUAUUACUCUCAAGAUGACAGUUGCACGCUAGAAAAUGAAGAUGUACAAUUCCAGAAAAAGGAUGAAGGAGAGGGGCCUGCCAGCGCCGAAUUACCUGGAAAAGUGAGUUCACAUUCACCCGUUCCUCCAGAAGAACACAAAUUAAAAGAUGACGACGUCGUGGAUGCACGAAACACGGAGUCAGAAAAGUUAAGUCCACCUGUGAUUGAGACGCUCUCUUCUGUUGACCUGCACGAAGAUUCUUCCAGUGCAGCUGCGGGCAGUGAAAGCAAUGAGACUAUUACCAGCUCAUCUACCUCAGAGAUCAUUCCAGUCUCCACACUUGAUGAAAUAGAAAAAUCUGGUACUAUUCCUAUAGCCAAGCCCCGUGAAACUGAGCCACCUGAAACUGACUGUGAUGUUGGCGAGGCCCUCGAUGCUCGUGCUCCUGCCCACCAGCCUGCCUUUGUCCAUCCGCACGAAAGCCUCGUUGGCCAGCAUAUAGAAAACGUGUCAUCUUCACAUGGCAAGGGAAAAAUAACAAAAUCAGAAUUUGCACCAAAAGUUUCAACAAGUGAUCAGGGAGAUGGUGAUCCAAAAUCUGUGUUGAAUGCUUCAGAGAAUUUAAAAAGCGAGAGUUCUGAUUAUACAAAACCAGAAGAAAUUGACCCUACGUCUGUAACAAAUCCCAAAGACCCAGAGGACAUACCGACAUUCGAUGAGUGGAAGAAGAAAGUCAUGGAAGUAGAAAAAGAAAAAAGUUUGUCUGCAGGUCAGUCCAUGCAUGCAUCUUCCAACGGAGGUCUACAUGCCACAAAGAAGGUCCAGAAAAAUCGAAACAAUUACGCCUCAGUAGAAUGUGGUGCCAAAAUUUUGGCAGCUAAUCCGGAAGCCAAGAGCACAUCUGCUAUUCUUAUAGAAAAUAUGGAUCUUUAUAUGUUGAAUCCUUGCAGCACUAAGAUUUGGUUUGUUAUUGAACUUUGUGAACCAAUUCAAGUAAAGCAGCUUGAUAUCGCAAAUUAUGAGUUAUUUUCUUCUACUCCUAAAGACUUCCUGGUUUCCAUCAGUGACAGGUAUCCCACAAACAAGUGGGUUAAGCUGGGGACUUUCCACGGUAGAGAUGAGCGGAACGUGCAGAGUUUCCCCUUAGAUGAACAGAUGUAUGCAAAAUAUGUGAAGAUGUUCAUCAAGUACAUAAAGGUGGAGCUGCUGUCUCACUUCGGAUCCGAGCACUUUUGUCCGCUGAGCCUUAUAAGGGUGUUUGGCACUAGCAUGGUGGAAGAGUACGAGGAGAUUGCUGAUUCCCAGUACCAGUCGGAGCGGCAGGAACUGUUUGAUGAGGACUAUGAUUAUCCACUGGAUUAUAAUACUGGGGAAGAUAAAGCCUCAAAAAAUCUCCUUGGUUCUGCUACAAAUGCCAUUCUAAACAUGGUGAACAUUGCCGCUAAUAUUCUGGGAGCAAAAACUGAAGACCUGACGGAAGUGGGAAAUAAAAGUAUAUCUGAGAAUGCCACGGCCACAGCCGCACCCCAGGUGCCUCAGCCCGCUCCUGCCUCAGCUCCUGCUCCAGCUCCAGCUCCUGCUCCUUCACCUGAGUCUGUAACCACUGAAGAACAGGGACAUGCCACAGAGCCAUCACCACCAGAUACCCCAAAGGAGAGCCCCAUUGUCCAGCUUGUUCAAGAGGAUGAAGAGGAAGCAAGUCCAUCCACGGUGACCCUUCUGGGGAGCGGAGAACAAGAGGACGAAUCAUCACCCUGGUUUGAGUCAGAGACACAAAUAUUGUGCAGUGAACUGGCCACAGUUUGUUGUAUUUCUGGUUUCUCCGAAUACAUAUAUAAAUGGUGUUCAGUUAGAGCUGCUCUUUAUCGGCAACACAGCAGAACUGCCGUGGAUAAAGGGAAAGAUCACCUUGUGCCAGCUCAUCCACCAUUGCUGCUUCCUGCAGAAUCGGUAGCUGUUUCAGUAUUGCAGCCUCCAAGUGGAGAACUGGGCAGUAAGGAGAAGGAAAAGGAGGCUGGAACUGUUGUUCUAGGCGACUUAAGUAGCACGCACCAAGGUGACUUGAUUAAUCACACUGCAGAUGUAAUUGAACUUGAACCAAGCCAUCCUCAGACUCUCUCUCAGUCUCUUCCCUUGGAUGUUACUCCUGAACUCAGCUCAGUAUCUAAAUUAGAAGUGUCUGAGCCUGUUAAAUACGAGGCAGGAUACACGCCAUCCCAAGUGACUCCCCAGGAGAGUUCCGUUGAGGUUGGUAACGAAACAGAAACAAAGUCUGCGAGUUUUGGUUCUGUAGAGAAGCCAGCUGUGACCUAUGAGACAAAACUUAAUGAAGUAAUGGAGAGCACUGCAAAAGAAAACACAGACUCUAUGGAAAUUGCCACAAAGCUAUCCGAAACAGGAGUGCCACCUCUAAACACAGCCCCUGUGCCAAACAGAGAAGACGGGGAAGCCAAAGCGACCAGAGCUGACACACCAAAGCCAGUGCUGACCCCUCUUGUGGACCCCGCUUCAUUCCCUGAAGUGAAAGAGGAAGAGCAGUCUCCAGAAGAGGCUCUUCUAAGAGGGUUGCAAAGGACAGCUACAGAUUUUUAUGCUGAAUUGCAAAACUCGACGGAUCUAGGAUAUGCUAAUGGAAAUCUUGUACAUGGAUCAAACCAAAAGGAGUCAGUGUUCAUGAGACUUAAUAAUCGUAUUAAAGCCUUAGAAGUUAACAUGUCUCUCAGUGGCCGCUAUUUGGAGGAGCUUAGCCAAAGGUACCGAAAGCAAAUGGAAGAAAUGCAAAAGGCCUUCAAUAAAACAAUAGUAAAACUUCAGAAUACUUCACGAAUAGCAGAGGAGCAGGAUCAGCGGCAGACAGAGUCCAUCCAGCUGCUGCAGGCGCAGCUGGCCAACGUGACCCAGCUUGUUUCGAACCUGUCGGCGACAGUCGCAGAACUAAAACGGGAGGUUUCAGACCGACAGAGCUAUCUCGUCAUGGCGCUGGUCCUCUGCGUGGUCUUGGGCCUGAUGCUCUGCAUGCAGCGCUGUCGGGGUGCCUCUCAGUUGGACGGAGGCUACGUCUCAAGACUUCCUCAGAGUAGUCUGUAUCCGAGCCCCAAAAGGUGUUUCUCUUCCUAUGACGAUAUGAGUUUGAAAAGGAGAACUUCAUUCCCACUCAUCAGAUCCGAGUCUCUACCGUUAACUGGAAAAGAAGACCCGAACGCUUUGUACAUUGUAGAGCCCCUCAAGUUCUCUCCAGAGAAAAAGAAGAAGCGCUCCAAGUACAAAACGGACAAAAUCGAGACCAUAAAGCCAGCAGACCCCUUGCACCCGGUAGCCAACGGAGACAUAAAAGGGAGGAAGCCCUUUACAAACCAGAGAGACUUUUCCAACGUGGGCGAAGUCUACCACUCCUCCUACAAGGGCCCUCCGUCCGAAGGGGGCUCGGAAACCUCGUCCCAGUCGGAGGAGUCUUACUUCUGCGGCAUUUCAGGGCGCACCCAGCCGGAGGAGUCUUACUUCUGCGGCAUUUCAGCGUGCACGAGUCUGUGCAACAGACAGUCCCAAAAGACAAAGACUGAGAAGAGGGCUUUAAAGCGGCGGCGCUCUAAAGUCCAGGACCAAGGGAAGCUGAUACAAACUCUGAUACAGACUAAGUCCGGGUCCUUGCCGAGCCUGCAGGACAUCAUCCGAGGAAACAAAGAGCUGGCCGUGGGCACCUUUGGGGUGACGGCCGUCUCGGGACACAUCUAGGGUACUCGAACUCUUCACACUGGGGACUCUUGCUACUCUCGGAGGAGCACUGGUAUCUGAGGGUUUGGGGGAGGGAGACGACGUUUGUGGGAAAAGUAUUCAGAAGCCAGGGUUUCCGCCUUUCUACAGUGGGUGGGAUGGCGUCGGUCAGUCUGGGCUGGCUUCCCAUAAGGACAAUGGCAGACAUUUUCUAAAGAUGCUUUUUCACAGGUUAAUUGUUGGUAAUUUGGAAGCCCAGUUCCUUGGGUGGGACAGGAAUAGAAGCCCAGACCUCUUCCUGUAGCUUUGGUCCUAUUUCUCGCACCUUCCAUAUUUAUGUGCCUUUUGUCUAUUUAUAAUGCCACUGGAAGAGGAGAGGGGCUUCUUCUGUCGUUUGAUUUCUUUUCUAACUCUGUUAGUUUUUCGAAGCUGCAAACACUACAAGGCUCUGAGGUGACUGCCCCUCAAGCGCAGUGACGUGGGUCAGACCGUGGAAGGAGGCUGCAGACCUGCCGGCCAGACCUCGUUAGCAGACUCACCUGAAACCGACACGCGCUGGAAUUUCAUGUCUGCUUUUAGGUAAAUGGUGAUGCUCUGAAGUGUGUUUUCAUUUAAUUUAUUCACACUAGUUUUCUGUAGUUACAACUCAACGAGGAAAACAAAACUGCAAGAUCUUUUCUUACAAAUGACUGGUAUUUGCAAAUAAGUUUUUUAUAAAUUCACCUUUUAAACACGUAACUGCUUGGAAGGGUUUCAACGUUCACAGUAAGCACCAGUCCUCCAGCCUGUCACUUUCGAUAAAUAGGAAAUGUGGAGAAUUGUCAGGCGAGUCCAGGCCUCAUGUGACGCAGUCACUGCCCGUGAACAUGCCCCGAACCAGCUGGCGGGCUUGUCGAGGCCCGUCGGACAGUCGGGUCCCCAGGGCUCUUCGUCCGUGGUGUGCGCUUCGCAUCGGCCGCAGUGGGCGGAGGCGUGCGUACGUGUGUGAUGCCCGUGCGUCUGUCUUCAUCUUGUUCUUUCAUUUCUUUAAUUGGCAGCAACCGUAUUUGAGUAGAAGGAUUUCUUUGUGUGUGUUUGUCCGGUGGGAGAGAAAGUGGCAAGUUCCCUUUUGUUGGGAAGAGAAUCGACCACUUUGUGUCGUCAGUCUUAAAUUAUAACUUAUUAAGCACUUUUAGUAGUAACUGUGUUUAAACUUGUCUGAUACCUUCCAGCAGGUAUUGUUUGUAAUGUGACUUAUUUAAAGCCUUUUUGUUUAAGUUGCUGCUUUAGGUGAACAGUGUGUUUUAAAUGAUCGACAUUUGUUCCAGUCUGUACAAUUAGCCGUUGGGAGCAGGAGGGCCUGGUUGUGCAGAGCCCGCCGCAGAGCGGUCCAGGUGGAGGCGGAGGCGGAGGCGGCGGCGUGGGGCGGGGCGCCCAGUGUGCGACGACGGAGCUGUAGUGCCGUUAGAAACUGUGAAUUUCCAAAUAAAUCUGAACACUUGUCUUUAUUAA